AUGCUCACGUGGCUAUGCGGAACCGCGAUCACCUUGUUCAUCCUCAGCAAGUUACACGAUCGUCAGACCUCUCGUGAAGAUGCCUCAAUCGACCUACAAGUACCUGGCUCAAUCCAACACGAAGAAGACGGUGUCGUUCGCAACACCGACGAAGUCACCUUCGAAGAAAACGCGCAAGUCCCCCUCGCUCCCCUCACCCCCACCACAUACAAGGGUCGCCCCAAACCUCCCGGGGCCGACAAAAUCCUGUUGAUUAUAAAAACCGGCGCCACAGUCCUCUGGGACCGGAUCCCGAUUCACCUCGCGACUUCCCUUCGAGAUGGCUCGGUCCCCAAUUUCCUCAUCUACUCCGACCAAGAGGACACAGUGGCCGGUGUUCAGAUCUACGACGCCCUCGUGAAUGUGUCACCACACUACAAAACCCAUCACCGGGAUUUCGAGCUCUAUCGACAUCAAGUUGCGUUACGAACUGGCGGACCGGGCAAGACGACCAUAUUCAAGGGUGACAUCGGAAAAGCCGGAUGGAGGCUCGACAAAUACAAAUUCGUGCCAGCGUUGGUGGAUGCCUACAAAAGAUAUCCAGACAUGGAGUGGUAUGUGAUGGUCGACUGUGACACCUACAUCAUCUGGCAAAACCUCGUGCGGUGGUUAAACACCCUCAACUCAUCCGAAGCAAUCUACACCGGAGCCCCAACAUGGACUGACAAACAACUGUUCGCACACGGCGGCGCAGGGAUCAUCAUGUCCAAGGCUCUCCUGAAAGCUACCGUAGCCACACCCGAGUACGAUCAACAUCGGUGGGAGGGGGAGAAGACCUCGUUUGGGGAUCACGUACUCGCUAAAUCCUUUAAAGACCUCGGUUUCGGUUUCUGGCGCUCAGAGACGAUGAAACUCAUCUUUCAGCGUGAACCACCCGAUAUGGUUACAUACCGCGAAGACCGCUGGUGUAGACCCAUCAUGACACUCCACCAUCUUGACGCCAGGGAGAUGGGCAUGCUAUACGAAUUCGAGAAAGCGAUGAUGCCAGAAGAGGGCUACAUAAAAUACGCCGACAUCUACGAUUACUUCAUCGCACACCAACUCACCCCCGAACUCCCCUCCUGGGACAACAACGCCCGCUCCGUUAAAUACCGGCGCUCAGACCCUACCCCCAACGAUCCACCCGACCGUGCGCCAUGGUACGACAAAGAAAACUGCAGAACGGCGUGUGAGGCGUGGGAGCGAUGUUUAGCGUGGAGGUGGGAGGAGGGGUAUUGUGCCCUUGGGGAUUUCGUGCAGUUUGGGAAGGGGAGGGAGGGGGUUGUUAGUGGGUUUAUGGUGGGGAGGAUUGGGGAGGUAAGGAGGAGGGUUGGGUGUGAUCCGAUGAGACAUUAA
Messenger RNA from Saitoella complicata NRRL Y-17804, 1374 nucleotides. RefSeq lists its product as uncharacterized. Lineage: Eukaryota; Fungi; Ascomycota; Saitoellomycetes; Saitoellales; Saitoellaceae. The record is from RefSeq and is a predicted model, not a curated record. Bases 1 to 1374 code for a protein of 457 amino acids. Gene Ontology annotation, molecular function: glycosyltransferase activity. The transcript is spliced from 2 exons. Gene Ontology annotation, cellular component: membrane.